Molecule: messenger RNA, 2102 nt
Organism: Pseudovirgaria hyperparasitica
Lineage: Eukaryota; Fungi; Ascomycota; Dothideomycetes; Acrospermales; Acrospermaceae
Product: beta-lactamase/transpeptidase-like protein
Exons: 1
Coding region: 1-1641 (546 amino acids)
Source: RefSeq, a predicted model, not a curated record
AUGACCGCCCUGAAAGAGCGACUUGAUCGCAUCGUGCCUAGCAUAGAGCGGAUUUGCGAUGUCUCAGGCAUCGCCGGCUUAUCGUUGGGUAUUAUCAGUCGCGGUCAAAUUGUCACUACAAUACAUCACGGCUACAAAAACAUCGAUAACAAAGCGAAGCCCGACGAUGACACUGCGUAUGGAAUCGGAUCGUUAACGAAAGGCUUCACCGCGGCGACGUUGGCAAGUCUCGUUGACGAAGGAGCUGUCACGUGGGACACGAGCAUCAAGAGCAUCAUACCGGACUUUCGCACCACCAGUGCUGAAGUAACUGAGAGACUGACAGUCAAAGAUGCGCUAGCCCAUAGAAUGGGUCUCACGCGUUCCAACCAGUUGUGGCAUGGAAAGGACAACCACAUUCUCAUCGAGAAGAGUCACGUCAUCAAGCACUUCACCACCAUGCGAAACACCCAACCUUUCCGCUCGAAAAUGCACUACAAUAACUGGGGAUAUGCGCUUGCUGGGGCUGUAGUUGAGAAGUUGACCGAACAAGACUGGGGAACGGCGGUCACCGACAGAGUGCUUCGUCCAUUUGGCCUAAGCAAGACAUACACGCGUCCCCAUGAAAGUGCAGACUUCGCUUCACCGUACGCGGCUUUGGACGAUAGGACUUGCGUUCCUCUUGAACCUUUCAAAGUGAAAGCUGGCACACUCAUGGAUUCAUCACAAGGCUUAUGGAGCACGGUGACCGACAUGCUUCAGUGGUGUUCGAAACUGUUGAGAGCCAAUGAGCAGCAGAACAACAAACAAGACGUGGACAACGAAUCUAUGAUCCAGCUUACCGAGAUCUUUUCACCGCAGAUCAAGAUAUCCGACGAUGAGAAGGGACCGUUUUACGGCUUAGGUUGGGCCUUGACGGACCUGCCCUCGCCCAUGGGCGCUCUCGGCUGCAACCCGGGACUUAUCUCACACAUGCCUACGGUCGGCAAGAGCUCAAAGGAAAGGAUCAUAUACUCGCAAGGAAGCCUUGCUGGCUACACAGCGAAUCUGAUACUAGUCCCUGGUCAAGAUGUUGGAAUCGCUGUCCUGACCAAUUCUAUUGCUCUGAAUGACGGGGCCGAUUGGGUCGCUCAAGCUGUACUGGAGGCUGUCCUGGACGAGCAGCAGCCUAAUGACUUCGUACAGGCUGCUACAACAAGUGCUCAGAGCAUGGUGGACAAGUUUCCACAGAUGGAGAAACGUCUUCGAGAGUCCCAACAUUCGGACGCACCACCCAAACGGCUGACGGAAUACACGGGGGUGUAUCGCAAUGACAUCAAAGAUUUCUGCAUUGGCAUCCGUGAAGACGGCAGCCACAACGCUUUAGCAUUAUACUUCCAAGACAAAGACUCGCAACGAUGGCCACUAAAACACUACCAAGCGGACGAGUUUACAUGGUUGAUGUCGCAUGACGAAGCAGUCAGGCAUGCAAGGUUCCCGUAUCCGCCCGAGAAGAUUUUCAAGUUCGGCUUCGAAUCGUCAAACGGUCAGAUUUCGGGCUUGUGGUGGACUCACGACCUUGACUCGGAGCCUGAGUUCUUCCAAAAGACAUCGGGACCGAGGGACGCCGGCGUGGGGUCAUCGUCGGUGGGAUACGAACCUGCAAGUUUGACACCCCGCUGACUAUAGAUAGCACAAAUGAACACUCUCUAACAGCUACCCGUACACGUAGUCUUCUGUUGGCUCUGGUGGUGGCUGGCAUCGCUCUCUACUACGCCUGUUUGCGCGGAAAGGGUCGAAGUUGGCGUGACAUCAAACGACUUUGAGUACGAGGGCGUUCGACCAAUCCUUUCCGUCGAUCGUGCCCGCCUAUCGUGCUGUGACGCGUGAGCGGUGUGUUGUUUGUGUGUCGCCAGUGGCUAUGCGCACAGGAAAGGUGGCGCGAUUAAGCAUUUGACGAAUUGGUUUUCAUCGCCUGGCACGUAGCACGUCGACAUGUACUGGCGUACGUGUCAUAGAUAUAAUCAUAAGCCUGAAAAUCGAUGUGCGCCCGAUUGCAACAUUCGUUCUUGCAGCCGCAUUCAUGAAAAAGCUGGAGAUCUGAAGGCCACGUGUCCCGAACUAAACAUGAUCGUUCCUAAGGU